This is a messenger RNA of Grammomys surdaster, 3956 nucleotides long. RefSeq names its product endonuclease domain containing 1 (gene Endod1). Bases 1 to 1506 code for a protein of 501 amino acids. NCBI's taxonomy places the organism in Eukaryota, Metazoa, Chordata, Mammalia, Rodentia, Muridae. Gene Ontology annotation, molecular function: nucleic acid binding; hydrolase activity; metal ion binding. The record is from RefSeq and is a predicted model, not a curated record. The transcript is spliced from 2 exons.
AUGGGCUGUGCGCGCUGGCUGGCGCUGGGCGGCCUCCUGGCCCUGGCGGGGCUGCUGCAGGCCCGGCUGCUGCUCCCGCAGCAAGCGGGUUUUGGCGAGUGCGACCGCUUCUUCUACGCGGGGACCCCGCCCGCCGGGCUGGGGACCGAGGCACACGUGAGGAUCUGUCAACGCUUCGCGGGUUCCGAGCGCUUCGCUACUCUGUACAGCCCGGGCCACCGCAUCCCCGUGUUCUCCGCGUUUCGCGCUGCGCGCCCCGCGUCCCGCAGUGCCGAGCAGCGCGGGCUGCUGGAGCCGCAGAUUGAUGACCCUGACAGCAACCUUGAGGAGGUAAUUGAUGAGGCUGAUGCUGUUACCUCCGUGAACAAUCUGGGAAGCAAGCAAGCCUUGAAUGCAGACUACCUUGACUCUGGCUAUGAAAUCGGACAGCUGUACCCAGUUCCCCUUAACAAUGACCUCCAGACACCCACAUUCCCACUCACAAAUUCAGUUCCAAUGACCCAGUCUUUCCGGGAACGAUGGCACAUGAGUCUCAACAGCCUAAUGGACCGAGCCUUGAUCCCACAUUGCAAUGAUGGCAAAGACCUAUACACCCUCACGGGUGCUGUUCCCUCAGAGCACAAAGUUAAGGACAAAGUGACUAUCCCUGAAUUUGUCUGGCUGGCAGCCUGCUGUGCAGUCCCUGGAGGAGGCUGGGCCAUGGGCUUCAUCAAGAACACUCAAGACAGUAAUGUCAUAGAAGAUGUGAUGGUGAGAGACCUUGAGAAGCUACUUCCUCAUAAGCCUCAGCUGUUCCAGGACAACUGUGGCGAGACAGAGCAAGACACAGAGAAGAUGAAGAAGAUUCUGGAAGUGGUCAACCAAGUCCAAGAUGAGGAGCGGUCUCUGAAGUCUCAAGAGAUCAUGAGUCCCCUUGCCAGCACCCAAAGCCAGCGGUCUGCCCUGCUGCCCCCAGAAGCACCGCCGGAGGGAGGGGGCAGUUUUCUGGGAAAAGUCCUGGGUUUCCUUGCUACCCCGUUCAUUAAACUCUUCCAGUUAAUUUAUUACCUUGUUGCAGCCAUCUUAAGGAAUAUAGUCCGUCUCCUUUGGUUUGUCACCAAGCAGGUGAUAAACACUGUUGAGAGUUGCCUCUACCGUCUGGGCAAAGCUGCUGUCUCAUACCUCGUGGCCAUUGGACAAGAGUUGGUGAGCAUUCCCUGGAAAGUGCUCAAGGUCGUGGGCAAAGUCAUCAGGGCCUUUCUCCGGAUCCUCUGCUGUCUGCUAAAGGCCGUCUGCCGAGUCCUGAGUGUCCCUCUCCGAGUCCUUGUGGAUGUAGCCACUUUCCCUGUGUAUACUGUGGGGGCCAUUCCCCUUGUGUGCAAAGACAUUGCUGUGGGGCUGGGUGGCACCCUCUCGCUCCUCUUUGACACUGCUUUUGGCACCAUGGGUGGCCUGUUUCAGAUUGUUUUUAGUGUCUUCAAGCGGAUUGGCUACAAGGUUACUUUAGACAAUUCUGGGGAGUUAUAGAACUCAAAAACCUAAUAAUGUUCAUUGUGGUGAAUUUUGAUUUUUUUUUUUAAACAGCAGGUUUCUGUUCUUUGUCAGCUAUUAUGUUAUAUCUGCCUGGUGGGGAUGUGUGUUUUUCUGCAAAAGAGUAUGGCAUGCUCUAAGUUUGAUCUAAGAGAAAUGUUCAGGGUAGGUUUGGUGUUGUGCAACUACACAGGUGGCCUUCCAUGAGUUUGAUAUCUUUUUAGCACUGCGCUCCUACUCAGAGGGCAACACCUGGCAUGACCCGGGCUUAUUAUGAAAAUUGAUAAUAAGGAGGAUGACAUUAAAUGCUGUGAGAAACGGUAUUGUGUGCCUCCCAUUACUCUUGGGGAUUUAAGGCAAACUAGAUCUGUGUAUUGUUAUCCAGUCUCAGAAUCUCCUCUUCCUCUCCUACCUAGCAAUGAGCCGGGGACUGCUCUGUUGAAAUCCUUCCCUUAUUGAGACGGCAUCUGCCAUAGCUCUGACCUUUACCUAGGUCUCCGGGGUUAGUUGAUUUAAUUUUCUCCCAAAGUUGAAUUUUGCUGUGUCACAAUAAGCAUUUUAUGCCAAAUAUGACAUACUAAAAUUUGAAUGCAGCCCCAGUUGGAGUAGACCUGGUCCCUCUAGGCAUAGAGGAGGCAGCAUAAAGUAGGUACUGGGUGUCUCCAGGCAUUCCUAGGGAGCCUUUGUCUGUGCGAUGUUACAUCACUGGCUGACGACAUUAAACACAAAGAUCUGCAUGUUAAUAAUAUGAAACUUCAUAUUUCCAGCAUCUAAUCAAUUAGGUGAGUAUUCAGUACCAUAAACUAGUCUGACUUCUCACCUGAAACAAUUAUUUGUUAUAACUAUCUAGGUAAUAGAAAAAAUGAAAAACAUUCUGGUCCUCUUGGGUAGAAGCAUAUGUAUGUACAUAUUUAAGAAUCAUGAUCUCUUAGAAUAUUAUUUUUAUAGUGUGUUUGAAGCUAAAAAAAAAUCAGUCCUUCAUUAAUGCAAGUUAAAUUUGAGAGCUUAUUUCCAGGUUUGAUCAAUCACUUAUUAUUUUAAAUCUUGCACUAGAAAUUAUAACAAAAGGAGCCAAGGGGACAGACAUCAGCUGUUCCCAGCUGGCACAGGAGAAUUAAAUUCUGCAGAAAAAGAUUUGGAUAGCACCAGAGGGGACUGGCAGCCUGCAGGCUCCAUGCAGCCAGGACUAGGAGUCUGGACAGCAGAUGAGCCCUUGCUCAGGUAGAUACAUAUCAGUUACCAAGGACUCACAGCAGUAUUUGCCAUGAGUUUUCUCUGCCAGUGGGAGGGUGAGGGCUUACCUGGGCACUGCUGAGUCCAAAAGGGACUCUCAGAAGCUGCCAGAGAAAUGGCGUGACCAAACCCUCAUUUGUUUAGGACCCAGAGGCACAAGGAGGCUGUAUUUGACUUUGUUUGCAGGGCUAGUGGAAGCAGGGCAUGAUCAGCUAGGACACCCCAUCACAUCAGGGUGUGCCUCCCUGGGUGUAAGUAGGAUUUUAUCACCUAUCAAAGGCACCAGGCUCUGCGUCAUCAACUGGACGUGGCAUGGUUAACAAAUGCCAGGUAUUCAUGGAAGACACUGUGCUGACUGCAUCUCAAUGAGGCCCUUUUCCUUUCAGUGAAUAUUUGCAUUCUGAGAGGCCUUCCUUAGGGGGACACUCAGUGCACAAACCCCUUAUAAGGAAUCACUUGGAAAUACUCUACGCAACCCCUGCUGCCAUAUUCAGCUGUCUGGUUAUUUAUUCUUGUGUGGCAUUUUUUUAAAUGUGGAAAAUGAUAAGACAAAAAUAUAUCUUCAGGUUGGAGGGCUGAGGCCUUUCAUUCUGGAGUUUCUUGUUGUCAGGACCUCUGGUUCACUGGAACUAGCUGCAUUUGUUUUUAAAGUCCUACCAGAUCUCCGGGCUGAUGGCCCACUCCCAGGAGUCAGCUUAGGCCUCUGACAUGGGGGCUGGGAAGCAGAACCCCUGUCUUCAGCUUGGAGGGUUUGCUGCGGCUUCAUACUGUUCUCAGGCCCUUGGGGAAGCUGGCCAACUUUGUCAUUUAUAGAACUGUUUUGCUAGCCUGUGUCAGCCAUGUUCUCAGACACCCCUCUCCCUUAGUGCCUUUUCCACCUAAUGCAAACUAGAGAAUGGAAGGGACCCCAGGGAAGCACCCUCUGCCCUUCCUUCAUCUAUGCAUCUAGCAAACAUGUAUGAAGUGGAAAAUGCUCCAUCUAUGAAGAGUUCCCAGUAUGAUGGGAAAAACAGUACAAUUCAUGCUGUGAUGUGUCACGACAAGUACCACACUGAGGAUAUAUGCCCUGUCCUGCAGCACAGGAAGUAAACCUGCAAGAUCAGGAAGGUAAAGGACACCUUUACAGAGAGAGUGAGACAAAACUGUGUCGACCAUAACUAUGUACAGUGCUGUGCACCAUGCAGACGCUCAUUAAAGUCACUGCUGACCGCUCA